AUGGAGGGUGCUAUAUUGAGCACCCCAAGUAGUAGUAGAUUUCGUACUCAUUUGAAGAAUGCGGCAACGGCUUUGUGCGCGAGGACGUUGCCUAAGUCGAGAUGCAGCGAACAGUCGGCUAGUUCAGCUCGACAUCACACGUAUCCAAGGACUACUCCUCCGAAGAGAGCUGCUAUACCGUGCAGGAUGGAACCACUCAUGUGUGAACUGCCGACGUUACAGACAGAUGCUAUACAUCGGGUCACACCGGCGAACAGCAAACCCAAUGGGGUCAAAUUGAAAGGAACAUUCGCUAGGGAGGUGGCGCACGCUUGGGAGUGCCGCAUCGGCCCGCCCGACCAUCCGGCGCCCGCCCACCGUGUGCAGAGCCUCUUCAACGAUAUCGAAUUGUAUCCAACUAAAACACAGGUUUUUGAGAUGCUGGUCUGUGCACGUCAGUGUGCACGCAGAAAAUCAUUAAUCCUUACGUUUGGGGAGUUUUGCGUUUUCGCAGCUGAACUACGACGCUGUUCCAGACAAACAAGACAAACAUCAAAUAAACCGGAUUCGCCCGUGAGGAAUCUAGACAAAGAACUACGGGAUAAAGAAGCUAUAUGCAAAUAUGUUAACGGCAGCGAGGCCGCGCCACCUCCUUGCGAAGUUUUCCUCGGGGGCUCCUGCAAUCCCACCACAUGGCGGUCAGACAUCGCUAUACCGAUGCUCAAGAAGAUGGGCAUCACGUAUUUCAAUCCACAAGUAGAGGACUGGUCUACGGAGCUGAUAGAAGUAGAACAUCGUGCGAAGGCGGAGGCGAGAGCGUUACUGUUCGUGUUGGACAGCGAGACGAGGGCAGUGGCGGCCAGCGUGGAGGCUGCACACCUCGCGGCCGCGCCCCGGGACCUGCUGCUAGUGUUGAGGCCCUACUCCAGACAUCAGACUAUAGGACGAGAGACUAUAUCCGAUCUGGAGUACGUAGAGCUGUCUCGAGCCCGAGCCACGUUGCAAGAGGCUGUAGAGCGGCGCGGUCUGCCGGCCUUCACAGAUAUACCGGCGGCGCUGAGGUGCGCGGGCGCAGUGCUUCGCGGCGCCCGUACGCACCCGCGACACUCGUUGGGCCACACAAUCCUGCGGUUGAAACGCGCGUACGAUGCGGCCGGCGGUAGGAACGCUCGUCUGCCGCGCUCUAGAGCGGUCGACGCUUUGAAGGAGGCGACUCGGGCGCCGCGUGACGUCGCCGAGCGCUGCUUGCCGCCUAACGCUAGUACUGUGGACUUUGAAACAUUCUGUGCUGCUGUUGCCGAAUUAGCCUCUGAUAAUGGACCCCACACACCGCGGUCGCCGUCCGUGUCGAGCGUCGCCUCGCGUGUCCGCCGCGCGUUCCGCUCGCUCCGUGAUUUACUAACGUCAUCUACUUUGACGUCUGAUUACCGUAACGGUCAAGAGGAGCGUUCAGAUCGCCCUGAAGCCAGUAGUUCUGAGAGGUCCCGGGAAAAUGGACUCAGGGUUCACAACGCCCGGUUGAGGGCUUACGGGCAGAAACUAUCUCUAUACAUACCUAAGAACGUCAGUCGUACGGAGGAGAGUUCAACUCCUAAGUCUGGUGAUUCAGUGUUAACGCCGGGCACAGAGCGCCGGCUCGAGCGUCUACCCUCUAUGGUUGCGCACACGCACGACGUAUACCUAGGAGGAAACUUCCCGACGAACAGCACUAGACCGGAGGAAGUGCUCCGCCGUGAGGGUUACACGUACGUGGUCCCGCGGGCUAACGACUACACGCGGAUGUUCUCAGCACCCGCGAGACGGACGGCGCCUACCACGGACUCACCGUGCAGGGACAAGAAGCCGCGGCCCGACCACGACCACGAUGACCACGGUGACCACAGCGACCACAACCCUGAGAGAACGGAACGACCCUCACCUACCGCCCUCUCACCCACCGAUGUGGUGUACAGGGAGAAGACUGCUGAUGAUAGAACAGCUGAUCGCUUGAGCGCUUCAGACUUCUAUAAAGUCUCGGAGGAUAUAACGCCGCAGCCUUUCAAAGGUACAUACGAUGAGGAGCAGUUAGCGGGGUCUCGUGUGGCUUUAUUCAGCCUGAGUGCGGAGGCGCCGGGGUUCGCGGCCAUGGUGUUAGCGGCGCACCACAUGGGCCUACGGGCUAACAAUACUGUGCUGCUAGUGCAGACCAUGGAUAGAGAGAGAGCGCCUAAGUACAGUGAAGCGGCCGUGAAGGACUACAACCGCGGCCGACACUACCUUAUAGAUCUGGCUCGCCGCGCGGCCGUGCCUGUGUUCGACAACGUGGACGCGGCCAUGGCCUGCGUCAUAGACAAACUGAGGACCACCAACUAA
Molecule: messenger RNA, 2331 nt
Organism: Danaus chrysippus (African queen)
Lineage: Eukaryota; Metazoa; Arthropoda; Insecta; Lepidoptera; Nymphalidae
Source: the annotation of a GenBank genome assembly